GAAAGGGCGGCCGGAAGGAAGGGCAGCUCGGUAGCCGGAAGGGGCAGCGGCCGGAAGGGGCAGCGGCCACAAGCCCCUGACGGAACUCAAAGCAGAAGCCUCGCUUCUGUCCACGCAGACGGAAGGACCGUCCGCUCGCGGUGCCCCAAAGCCGAGUGACCCGGUUCGAGCUCGGCGCCCGGAAGGCCCUCGCUCUCGGAGGCAGGGAGAGUCUGCACGUCCUCGUUCUGCAGAAACGUCCUCCACGGCGACCUGUGACAGAGGCGCACGGCCGGGUCCCAAACCCACAGCUCUGAGGACGCAGUAGGCGCUAGAAUCAGGCAGAACUGGCCCAGGGGACGUCUUCGAUCUCUCGCUUGCGCAGCGGUGCUUUCCCUCCGCCAUCCGUCUCUACUGUGUGAGUGUGCACACACACGCACACGCUGUCCUCUCUCAGAGAAACUGCACACACGUGUUAAUGAGCUGACCUUCUCCAGGGUGACUAAAUGACAAGUGGGCCGGUGGCAGUUGCAGCUGCCAAGUGCGUGUACCAUGAAAGCAACAGGAAAAGUGCCUAACCCUGUGACAGACCCCAAGGAGAGGCGGGACCGGAAGAAAGAAAACAACGGGCUCACAACGUGCGCACGCUCCGCAGACACUAGGCUACUACUGAAUGUGCUCAGGCCGCACGACCUAUGCCCUUCCCUCAAGACUCCCCCAAACCUAAACAUGAACUGCAAAGAUAGGGUUUCGCCGGGACAGGGUGACCAUGCACAGGUAAGCGUGGCCUCCAGCAGCUCGGAGCUGACGGACCGCGGGCCGAACGUGGACUGGACACCCACCAUGGGGACGUGGCCUGCGCGGGCCCGGACGUGGACUGGACACCCACCACGGGGACGUGGCCUGCGCGGGCCCGAACGUGGACUGGACACCCACCACGGGGACGUGGCCCGCGCGGGCCCGAACGUGGACUGGACACCCACCACGGGGACGUGGCCUGCGCGGGCCCAAACGUGGACUGGACACCCACCACGGGGACGUGGCCUGCACGGGCCCGGACGUGGACUGGACACCCACCACGGGGACGUGGCCUGCGCGGGCCCAAACGUGGACUGGACACCCACCACGAGGACGUGGCCUGCGCGGGCCCAAACGUGGACUGGACACCCACCACGGGGACGUGGCCCGCGCGGGCCCAAACGUGGACUGGACACCCACCACGGGGACGUGGCCUGCGCCGGCUCAACGCGGGCGCCCCACGCAAGGGGAAGAGAACUAGGGUGAUUAAAGUCAGUCGCUCAGUAUCUCUAAGUUCAGGUUUUCACUUUGAAAUGAUCCAAGCAAAUCAGCAAACAGAAGAACGAAGGAAAAAUUAUAACCAGUUUUUUAUUUUACCUUUGGAUUAGAGAGCACAUCUAGGGAGAUGAAGAAAAACGUUAGAUCACACAUUUUGAUUCAUCAUCAGCUGAUGGGUAAGUGUGGACUGUGAAGAAUGAAGUAUUUGUAAAAAACUGCAUUUUUUAUAGCUUUUAUUUUUUUGGUUUACUACUACAAAUGAACAUUAAUAGAUGUCGCACAUUGUAAUAGAAUAUCCUGGAUAAAUCACCUUCUAAGGUUUAAAUGAUAGGGAUGUUCUAGCUACACAAAAUUUCAUUGAUAAAAUAGGAGGUUAGGGCUGACUGCUAUGUUCCAAUACUAAUCCCAGUUCUUCUUUUGUGUGGCCAAUCUCAAAAAUUUUAAAACUGCUUAAGAGAGAAUCCCACUAGUUAAAAUAUAUAUAUAUAUAUUCUUUUAUAUAUAUAUAUAUUAUUUUAUAUAAAAACUUUUUCAGAGAACAUAACAAGGGGCAUUUUGGAAUAAGUUUCCAUUUCUUUCUUUACUCCUAUAUCCCAGA
Messenger RNA from Microcebus murinus (gray mouse lemur), 1873 nucleotides. The record is from RefSeq and is a predicted model, not a curated record. NCBI's taxonomy places the organism in Eukaryota, Metazoa, Chordata, Mammalia, Primates, Cheirogaleidae.